This is a messenger RNA of Prorocentrum cordatum, 2307 nucleotides long. The record is from the annotation of a GenBank genome assembly. Lineage: Eukaryota; Dinophyceae; Prorocentrales; Prorocentraceae.
GACCCCCCCCGCGCCCGAGGGAACCGCCCCCCCCUCCUCCGCUGGUGGCGAGGCUUCUCCUCCGGAGCUCCCACGAGGCUCCCGAGAGGGUGCGCGCACCCGCUCCCGCGAGGAUCCUUCCGAGGCCGAGCCCUUUGCGGGGUCCGUAGCCGUUCAGGCUCAAGCCAAGUCGGGCACAGUACUCUCACACUCACCCAGAACUACUACGUAACCUCACUCUGCCAUCACCCGUAGCCAAGCUCUUCCAUCGGCGCCAUGGUGGCCCCGCUGCUGCUGGCGCUGUGCGCCCCCAUGGCCGGGGGCAUCGCCCUCCAUUCGGACGCUGGGCACGCGGGCGGCAAGGCUGACGGGUUCAGCUCGGCCCUGUCGCAUCAGACCCUGGACUUCUUCCGCCAUCUCGAGAACGCAUCUUCGAGGCGGCCCGCGAUCAUGCCGCCAGGAGACGUCCGUCUGGCAUGGCAGUCGAGGCACACGCACGGGCACGCGAAUGGUGUUGCCAGUCUCCUGGACUUCGCGGACAGCGACGUGUUCCAGCCUUCCGACGAGUUCCAGAGGGCGGGCGAGGAGCAGGGCGAGGGCUCCGAGCUGCCCUGGGGCAUCGGCAUGCGGGGCGACUCGAAGCCUCUCUACGAGUACUCGGCUAUGCCCACGCUCGACGUCCCCCACUACGUCGAGUACAGCCUGGAGUCUGGGAAUAAUAUCCAGACCUUUAGCAGCGCUUGGCAGGACGUCAAGCUCAUAACGCAGGUGCUCGAGAACGUCACCAACGGCUUCUACUUGGACACCCACGGCGGGGAUGGCGAGACGAACAGCUACACGCUUCUGCUCGAGCUCACCGGCUGGCGCGGCCUCAUAAUUGAGCCCCUAAUCUACAAUUUCGCAAAUUUGUGGGGCAAGUUGCGGAAAGCGUGGAUAUUCCUCGGGUGUGUGUCUCCGACCUGGAACGCCACGCAGAUCGGUUUCGACACCGAGGGCGUAAUCGACAUGGAGAGUGGUCACUUCGUCCCGGCCUACAACAUUCCUACCUUCAUGGAGGAGUUGGGCGGCCGUAAGACUAUCGACUUCUGGGCCGUACACAAUGGCCACUAUGAGGCAGAGGUCCUGAAUGAAACCUUCCUUUAUUCGGGGAAGAACAUCGAGUUCGGGGUCGUCUUGGUCCGCUUCGAUGGUCGUCGUACUGGUCGUGGCUAUCAGUUCUUCGCUCAGCACAGGUCCAAAGACGCUACCGAAGAGCUCAUCUUUGAGAUCAUGCACAACGCCUCCUUCAAUUACAUCGGUGGCCUGGACGCGUACUGGAUCAACUAUGUCGAGCCGCGCUCUGGUUACAUGGACCAUGUGUGGGUGAACCCUGCGUACUUCGAGAGGCGCGGCCUCCCAGUCCCCUCGUGGUGCAAGUCGGCGCCCCCGCCCAAGCUGGAGUACACCGAUCAGAAGGCAGGGGCCGUCCCUUGGGACGCGGGCUACACCUACAAAGAGGAGGUCAACAAGGUGACGGCGUACAUGGCGAACGCGAAGCGGGCGGCCGCGGCGACGGAGUCGGCGGCCCAAGCGCACCGCGUGGUGGCGACCGAGCUGCCGUCGGCGAAGCACUGAGCUCGCCCACGCGAAGGAUGCUGGCGUCGCCCCCGGCGGCGUGCCAGCUUGGCCACGGCAGGCCGCCCCCUGCACCCAGGUCUGCGCUUCGGCGAGGCAGCAGGGAGUUGGCAGUGCCCGCUGUGGCCCGGCUGUGAUGCAGCAUCGUCCGAGGAGCUUCCCUAGAAGCUUCCGAGAUCUCCGUGCGCACUAGCGCCGCAGAUUGCUCCGGUUCUGCUGUCGCCUGCUUCCAGUUCUCGCCCGACUCGGGAGUCCUGAGCCAGGGCGAGGAGAGAUGAGGAGUGAGACGACCACGAGGACGAGGGGGUAGACGAGGGCGAAAAGGCAGAAGAGGAGGAGGACGAGGAGGACGAGUCUUACGGGCGCUGGCCUUGUUAUACAAGAGUCUGCUUCCAGGCCGUCGUAUAAUUCGAGGCUGCAGCGCUUUGCGAUCGUACUAGACAGCGGACUUUUUCCAGCCUUUCGGUGUGGUUUCUUCGCUGUCUAGGUUCAGUCGUGUGACUAAGUACCUCAGAAGAGCAGACUCGCACCCUGGAGGAGAAGGGGGUGACGCUCGCCGAGGCAGCUUUCAUGCCACUUCUAUGAGGCCCCGCUGCCCCCCCCCUCGCGAUCUGCUUGUCCUGAUGGAAAAAAUCGAGCCCCUGCGGGGACCUGGCAGGCAAAUCUGCACAGCACGUGACUGCAUAAUGUGUGCUCGCGUGUCUGUGAGAGGGG